This is a messenger RNA of Topomyia yanbarensis, 692 nucleotides long. RefSeq names its product protein transport protein Sec61 subunit gamma. Gene Ontology annotation, molecular function: transmembrane protein transporter activity. The coding region runs from base 192 to 398 and encodes 68 amino acids. NCBI's taxonomy places the organism in Eukaryota, Metazoa, Arthropoda, Insecta, Diptera, Culicidae. The record is from RefSeq and is a predicted model, not a curated record. The transcript is spliced from 2 exons. Gene Ontology annotation, cellular component: Ssh1 translocon complex; membrane. Gene Ontology annotation, biological process: protein targeting; post-translational protein targeting to membrane, translocation.
GACAGCAGUUUGCUUUCCACUCAGCAGAGCACCAGCGGAUAGAUUCAUUUUGCAUACCACUUUUUACUCAGGAGUCGUAGAUUGUGCUUCAUAGUUUUUCGAUUCUAAAAAAUUGAAAUUAAUCGUAAAAGCUGUGCGUGUUGUGUGUGGUUUACCUGUUCUAAACGAUAAAUAAGCAAAACCUACUAGACAUGGAUCAAAUCGCCAAGAUCUACGAGCCAGGCCGUUCGUUCGCCAAGGACUCCAUCAGGCUGAUCAAACGCUGCACCAAGCCCGAUCGUCGCGAGUUCCAGAAGAUUGCCAUAGCUACCGCGAUUGGUUUCUGCAUCAUGGGAUUCAUCGGUUUCUUCGUCAAACUGAUACACAUCCCGAUCAACAACAUUAUCGUCGGUUCGUAAGUUCGUCGGUGCUGGUCUACGUUUUUUCAUCAUAACAAUCAGAUUGCGGACAGGGAAACGGCAUCAGUAAGAGGAAAAGAAUGAUAGAUACGCAGACGGCCGCCGAUUAGAUGGGAGAUUCAUCAUAUUAUAUGUUAUUUCAACUGUCCUUACAACGUACAUUAAGUAAUACAACUCCUUAGCGUUUAAUAUACAUUGUAAUGUUUUGUGGAUGUGGACAGAAGCAAACGAAAAUGAAAACAUUUAAGUGAGCAAUUUGAAGAAUAAUAUUUAUUGUUUCAUUAUAACCACAAA